AUUUAUCUAAUCAAUUAUAACAACAAAACCAAAGUUUUUAUCAUCAGCUAAAAUUGUUUGUUAAAUUGUAAUUAUGCUGAAAUUAAUCAUCAUUUCUAUUUUGAUUGUUUUGAUGGCUAUUGCUGGUUCUGGUAAUCUUUUUGAAGACGCAAGAGCUUGUGCUAGAAAUAAUUUUAAUUAUUAUACAUGGUGUUAUGAGUGUAAAGCCUAUAAAGGAAAAUUAAGGUAUUUAUGCCUAGAAUGCUGCGAAGUUUCUUUCGCUCUAGCAGAACCUUAUCCAAAAGGUCAAUUAGAAAUAUGUCAAUGUAAAUUUGCUAAAUAUCCUCAUUUUGAAGCAUUUAUAAAAUCUCAUGAACGAAGAAGUAAACAUCCAAAUUUAAGUAUUAUAUACUCAAACAUUACUGAACCUUGGUUACAUCUGUUUAAUGAGAAUGGUAUAUGGAUGUAUGCUAUCACAGCUUUCUAA
Molecule: messenger RNA, 466 nt
Organism: Aphidius gifuensis
Lineage: Eukaryota; Metazoa; Arthropoda; Insecta; Hymenoptera; Braconidae
Exons: 4
Coding region: 74-466 (130 amino acids)
Source: RefSeq, a predicted model, not a curated record